GCUCGGCGCUGGCUUGCUGCUGCCUGCCCGCCGCCCAGGAAGGCGCUGAGCUCAAACCGGCAGCCGCGGCCCGCCGCCGCCGCCUGCGCUCCCGCGGCCCGGCCCAGCCUGACUGCUCCGCCGCUCAGUUUAAAAAUGGGACGUCGUUCCUCGGACACAGAAGAAGAAAACAGAAGCAGAAGGAAAAAGAAACACCGCAGGCGUUCAUCUUCAAGUAGCUCCUCAGACAGCAGAACAUACAGCCGUAAAAAGUCUGGAAGGAAAUCAAGGUCAAGGUCACGGUCUCGAGAUCUCCAGUCUCGUUCACAUUCUUAUGAGAAAAGACGCAGACACAGAUCGAGCAGUAGUUCUUCGUAUGGUUCCAGAAGAAAACGCAGUCGUAGCCGAUCAAGGGGCAGAGGCAAAUCCUACAAGUCUCAAAGAUCGAGAUCAAAAAGUAGGACAAGAAGAUCACGAUCAAGACCUCGUCAACGUUCUUAUAGUCGAAGUAGUGAAAGAUCCAGUCAUAGGAGAACUCAUAGCGGGUCUCGUGAAAGAGAGCGGCGUAAAGGCAGAGAGAAAGAAAAAAUAAAAGAGAAGGGCAAAGGAAAAGAAAAGGAGAUGUGUGGCACGAAGCAUGGGGACUCUGGAAACAUCAAAGCUGGAUUAGAACAUCUGACUCCUGCUGAACAGGCCAAAGCUAGAUUACAGCUGGUUCUUGAGGCAGCUGCUAAAGCAGAUGAAGCAUUAAAGGCCAAAGAGAGAAGUGAAGAAGAAGCAAAGAAAAGGAAGGAAGAAGACCAAGCCACCCUAGUAGAGCAAGUGAAACGAGUAAAAGAAAUUGAAGCUAUUGAAAGUGACUCCUUUGUUCCACAGACAUUCAGAUCAAGUAAAGAAGUCAAAAAGUCAAUAGAGCCUACUGAACUGCAAUACGAACCUGUAACUAUCGACAUCGGAACUGUUGAGGCAUCUGCUCCUGAAAAAGAACCACCGCCUGCCAAUAUUCCUACUGCUAUCAAAUAUCAAGAUGAUAAUUCUCUAGCACAUCCAAACCUGUUUAUCGAGAAGGCAGAAGCAGAAGAGAAGUGGUUUCAGAGGCUGAUUGCUCUUCGCCAGGAAAGGCUGAUGGGCAGCCCAGUGGCCUGAGCGAACUGCUGCGACCAUCAGAUACCAGUUCUCCACGAAUGCUAAGAAAUCCUACCAUGAAAUUGUUUUAUUUUUCUCUUUUGAGGGGAUUUUAAUACUCCAUAUGAAUUGUACAGAGAAUAAAUAUUUCAUCUGAAUAAACAAGAAUGUUCUAUCCUC
Messenger RNA from Falco peregrinus (peregrine falcon), 1284 nucleotides. It is a transcript of the gene RSRC1, whose product is annotated as arginine and serine rich coiled-coil 1. Lineage: Eukaryota; Metazoa; Chordata; Aves; Falconiformes; Falconidae. Gene Ontology annotation, cellular component: cytoplasm; nucleus. The coding region runs from base 136 to 1125 and encodes 329 amino acids. Gene Ontology annotation, biological process: alternative mRNA splicing, via spliceosome. The record is from RefSeq and is a predicted model, not a curated record. The transcript is spliced from 10 exons.